AGUUGAUCGCAUUUUUGUUGGAGUGAGUUAAAGAAUGGCUACGAAUAAUUAUUUUGGAUUUACUCACGGUGGAACUCAGUAUGGAGCAACUACUGGAGCUUACCAAGCGGGUCAGGCUGGUUACGCUGUAGCUACUCCUGCCACAGCAGCUGCAGCAGCUACGUACGGUACCCAAAGACCCACUAGCUAUGACACAGCAUAUCAGGCUGCAGCUGCAGCCAGCCAAGGUACUUAUGCUGCGGUAGGGACUACUGCUACUCCCGCCUAUGAGUAUGGAUAUGGUCAAACAGCUGCAACUGGUUACACAAGUGGUUAUGAUCAAACAGCUGCUGCUGCAGCAGCAGUAGCAGCUGCUGCAAAACCUGCUUCCUAUGCCACUACUUAUACUCAGAGAACUACCUCACAGCAGGCACAACAGGCAGCAGCAACAGCGGCAGUGGCUGCCGCGGCAGUGGUCAAGCAGCCUGCACAGUACACAGCCACAUACCAGCCCACAGCAACAGCUUACCAGACUACCUACCCCCAACCUGCUGCUGCACAGACUACAAUAGCUGCUCAACCUACAACACAAGCCAAACAGACUAAUUCUACCACAACAUAUUCAGGAUAUGAUGCUGCCCUGUAUUCAGCAGCUACCAUGUACGUAGCCCAACAGUCAGGCACUGCCCAACAGAAAGCUGUCGGCUGGCAAAACUACAAGAAACCAGGUAUAGGUGCCAAAACUGCAAGACCAAAGGCACCUCCAAAGCCUCAACAGUUGCAUUAUUGUGAUGUUUGUAAAAUCAGUUGUGCUGGUCCCCAGACUUACAGAGAACAUUUAGAAGGACAAAAACACAAGAAGCGAGAAGCAGCCACCAAAAUGGCAGCCUCUGUUGCUGUUACUACCCAAAACCGUGCUGGGAACUCUCUAAGAUGUCAGUUAUGUGAUGUAACUUGCACAGGUAAUGAUGCUUAUGCUGCCCACAUCCGUGGAGCCAAACACCAGAAGGUGGUAUUGCUACACACCAAACUAGGCAAACCUAUACCUCCACAAGAACCAGAAGUUCUUGGAGGAGCCAAGAAAUCAGUUUCUUCCACUCCUAAAAUCAACUUUGUAGCAUCAGGAGGCUUAGGUGUGGCUGCUGGCAAUGGAGAUGCAUCAAAAGAUGAAGAUGAUGAAAUAAUAGAACCAGAUAUACAGCCUGUAGGACAAGAUUAUAUUGAGGAGAUCAAGAGUGAUGAUGGCAAAGUUAUAAGCUUCAACUGCAAAUUAUGUGAAUGUAGAUUUAAUGAUCCAAAUGCUAAGGAAAUGCACAUGAAGGGCAGAAGGCAUAGGUUGCAGUACAAGAAGAAGGUCAAUCCUGAAUUAGUAGUUGACGUUAAACCAUCACUAAGACAAAGAAGAAUCCAGGAAGAGAAAAUGAGAAGAGCUGCACUAAGAGAAGAGUUCUGGGCUCGUCGUCAUUAUCCUGAUGUAAAUGAAAGUCUGUAUUGGGAAGAACAAAGAAGAUAUGAAGAUGAAUAUAUGAUGGGCCAUGGAAAUAUGCCUUUCCAAAGAGGCAGACCCUUUCUACCUGGAGGUCAAGCUCCACCAUUUUUCCAGGGUGUUUUGACUCGUAGAACUGAAUCUAGCGAUGAUAAACAUGUUAUGGCGAGACAUGCAGAAAUUUAUCCUAAGGAGGAAGAGCUACAGGCCAUUCAACGCAUCGUUUCCCAUACCGAGAGAGCACUGAAGGCUGUUUCAGAUCAAAUGGGUGAUGGUAAGAACAAAGCUCCAGAAGUGAAACCUGAUGAAAAGGCAGAACCACAACAGAAAGAGGAUGGACGUGACAAUCAACUCUUCUCCUUCCAACAAGGUGAUCAGAACCGUAUCCUAAAAGGUGUUAUGCGUGUCGGACAUCUUGCUAAAGGCCUUCUCCUUCGAGGCGACACAAAUGUUGAAUUGGUGGUACUAUGUGCUGAUAAACCUACCCUCACUCUUCUUAAGAAAGUCGUAGAAAUCCUUCCAUCUGCCCUGAAGCAAGUGGCCCCAGAGAGCGGCUACACCGUGGCCAUCAACGCUUCCGAGGCAGGCUUGAUCAUCGCCGGAGAUAGUUUGACGGUGUUGGUACAGUUCACGAGUCCCAUAAUUCGGGAACAACCAGGCAAGGGCUCUUGGUCUGCAUUCCUGUGUCAUCAUCAUUCGUAUACUGAGAGAUUUGUGCCAGAGAGUUCCUACGUGGUCGCCAUUGUCUCCAUGGGCCAUGGAGCUGCUUGCCGAGAAAGUGAUCUCGUCAGUGCCUGGACAAGCCCAGCUGUCACCAGGAGAUGCCCUUCGACGCGUCAUGGAAGCGGUGGCUAGCGGGCUGCUUCUCCCGGGUGGUCCCGGUUUGGCUGAUCCGUGCGAAAAGGAUAAUCCCGACGCUUCCGGAGCAUUGAACGCUCAACAGAGGGAAGAUCUCACCUGCUCUGCACAAUACGCCCUUAGAUUAAUAGCUUAUAGACAAAUAUACAAGGUAUUAGGUAUGGAUCCUUUACCGACGCCUCAGAAAUCGUUCAGGAGAGUUGGAAUCACGCGGAAAAGACGUCUAUCGGGUUCAGGACAGGAUGGUUCAGAAAGUGAUUCAGGAAAGAUGGUGAAAACACAGAUAUAGUUAGUUAAAUUAUAUUUUUACAUCUCUGAAGUAUUUUACUUUAUAUAUAAGUAACUAAUAAUGUUUAUUUAACUUAGUUCUUUGUGAUUUUUUUAGUUAUUUUUUACUUAGUGUUAUAUAUCUAAUCUGGUCUAAAGCAUUACUGAACGUUCAGUAAUGAGUUGAAUGUAUUUGAUUUUCUAUUAAUUAUGGAGUUGAAUGUAUUUGACGAAUGAAGUUGUUUCCUAGAAGCUACAAAAUAAAUAUUGAGCAGUGGGUGUUGUUGCUUAUUUU
This is a messenger RNA of Diabrotica balteata, 2885 nucleotides long. Lineage: Eukaryota; Metazoa; Arthropoda; Insecta; Coleoptera; Chrysomelidae. The record is from the annotation of a GenBank genome assembly.